Messenger RNA from Cydia splendana, 2773 nucleotides. Its product is annotated as NT-3 growth factor receptor-like. The transcript is spliced from 9 exons. Gene Ontology annotation, cellular component: plasma membrane; axon; signaling receptor complex. Gene Ontology annotation, molecular function: neurotrophin receptor activity; ATP binding; neurotrophin binding. Lineage: Eukaryota; Metazoa; Arthropoda; Insecta; Lepidoptera; Tortricidae. The coding region runs from base 461 to 2284 and encodes 607 amino acids. Gene Ontology annotation, biological process: cellular response to nerve growth factor stimulus; multicellular organism development; positive regulation of neuron projection development. The record is from RefSeq and is a predicted model, not a curated record.
GAUCAACGCUACAAAUAAUCGUCAACAACCCCUUUAUCAUAACGAGGGGUAAGCAAGGGAUUUAAUUUGAGAUGUUUGCCGGGAGAGGCGCGGGCGGGGCUGCAGAAGGCGGGCCGAGAUGUACAGGAUGCCCACUCGGCACUCGACGCCACGCUUGAUCCGCCGCGGGACGCCUCCCGCACGCCGCACGAGAAAACUCGCUGAUAACGCUUUCCACAAGUGAAAAUUUCAAAACAGUGACCAUUGUUACAAUCUGUAACUAUAUCCUGACAAUCUGUGACAAACUUAUUGGAUACAAAAAGUUUUACUGAUAAACUAAACUAUUCUAAAAUGCGUAUACUGAUAAAUGGUACCGUAUGGAUGUGUGAUAGUGAUUUAUGCACAGUGAAUUCUAGUGACUUUUUGGGUUUUUUGCAAAACUUUCGUGUCGUAUAAUUGGAUUUCGAGCGAGCUCAUCAACAUGGGGCAGCGGAAUCGACGGGAAAAGCAGAAAGGAAAGCGAGUGAGGGUGUUAAGGAGAAGUGAAAGGCUGGAUGGUGCACCUAAUGAACACGUACCAGUAGACCAGGCGACACAUGCAGCACCUCGCAUACCUGGAAGAUGUGGACCUCACUCAUGCGAAGAGGAGAAGGUCUGCGUGCCUGUCAAAGAUAGUCCAGAUCAACACUACUGCGUUAAAAGCAAACAGGGUAAAUGUGAGAGGCAUUCUUGUGCUAAUGAAGAAGCUUGUGUGCCUGUACCUAAAACCAAUGGCACAACACUGCAUUAUUGCUUAUGUGUUAAUGGAGGUGAACCGCCUAGUAAAGACUUCAAAUGUCCAAGGAACACAGUGCCAGUAGUUCUGAAGCCAGUCCUGAACGUCCAGCCUCCGAGCAGCACUCGGAACAACUCAGACGGCGCGAGGUUCACCCUCUCGCCAACGGGAGAAGUGCCCAACUCAUUGAUCAGUGACGUACUGCCGGAUUCAGUGGGAACAGCGGGUACCGAAACAGGGGUGUACAGUGGAACCGUUAGCAACAAUUCAGCUCUGCUAGCUGCCAGCGCUAUCGUGGGGGCUCUCAUGCUAGUCAUCGUGUUCGCUCUGGUGGUCAUAUGCUACCUCAGAAGACGGAUAUGUGUUGUAGCAGGAAAAGGCCAACCGCGUGUGCGACCAGGAGAACCUCUGCUUGCUGAACGGUAUAUAACGAACCCGCAGUACGGAGUGUGCGGCGCAGGCACGGCGGCGGCCCCGGCGCCGGCGACACCCGCGGCGCUCCCGGCUGUCACCACGGACGUAACGGAUGACCAAGUUCCGCUUUUGGACAGAAACGCUUUAACCUUCCUUGAAGAAGUCGGCGAAGGAUGCUUCGGGAAAGUUCAUAAGGGGUUGCUGCGUCUGGAAAAUGACGAGCAGGUGGUCGCAAUUAAAGUUCUCAAAAAGAGCGCUGGUCGUAGCGCGGAAGAGGACUUUGUGAGAGAAGUCUCUAUUAUGUCUGCAUUCCGACAUUCGAAUAUUUUAAGCCUAAUUGGAGUGGUACACAGAGAAGACACCGACACAAGCCCAUGGAUGGUGUUUGAGUACAUGGAAUGGGGAGACUUGGCCGGCGUGCUGCGCGGCUGCCGCGGCGGCGGGCGCGCCGGUCCCACGCUGGACGACGCCGCUCUGCUGCACGUGGCGUUACAAGUAGCUCACGGCAUGGAGUACCUGGCUUCCCGCCGUUUCGUACAUCGUGAUCUCGCCGCCCGAAACUGCCUCGUUGGAGCUAAUCUCACUGUCAAAAUCGCCGAUUUCGGAAUGUCACGCGACGUAUACACCUGCGACUACUAUAAAAUGGGUGGCGAGCGGCCCAUGCCAGUGCGAUGGAUGUCCCCCGAGAGCAUAGUUUAUGCCAGGUUUACCCACGAGUCAGACGUGUGGUCCUACGGCGUAGUCCUCUGGGAGAUAUACAGCCGCGGCAAACAACCGUUCUACGGACAUACUAAUUUCGAUGCCUCAAAACUUAUUCUCCAAGGUAUUGUUCUAGUGCCUCCGGAGAAUUGUCCACGUUUCGCGUGCGAACUGAUGCGCGGAUGCUGGAGGACGGAUCCGCGGGAUAGGAUAGGAUUCGAAGAGAUCUGUAGAAAAUUGGAGAUAGCUGCGUCGGCAGGUGGAGCAACACAGAUACGGCUACCGCGACCGCCACCGCCUCCGCAGGACUCUGCCGGAUACUUGAUCCCCGCGCCGCAGCCGCCAGUGGACUACUUGGCUACGAUUCCCGACCCCGAGUCGAGCGAGGAGGAGGACGAGGACGACGAGUACACGUGACGAGGCGCGGCGGCCGCCGCGAGCCCGGCGGAAGCCCGCCCCUCGGCGCCCGCGUCGCAGUACGUGCCGCGCACCUCGCCGCCCGCCGUAUCCGCUCUCACCUUCUCAUUUCUGCCCCGAACCACCGUCGCUCAUUUCGAAUGUUAAAACGGAUUAGCGUGAGACAAAGGACGUCUAGGAGACUCGAUGGAAUAAUACUCAAUUAUAAGUACCUAUAGUGUGAUAUUUCCAUAAUAAUUUGUAGCCAAAAUGUUCAUAAUAAUUAAGUAUAAAACAAACGGUGUUAAAUAAGAUUCCGUAUUUUCGGGAAUCGCGAGGAAUAUGUGACCUAAUUAGGACUUACCGUGGUCAGACUAAGAGACAUUACACAUUGACGAUUACGCGAAAAACUCCAAAUUUCGGAAAUAAUUGUUUUUGUAUUGAUUAAGGCUAAGACUUUAAAUUACCUAUAUGAAAAGAAUUCUUAAGUGUUGUGCCAUAUCUACAUAU